AUGACUAAGAAAAGUAACACAGAGUCAGAUUUGAAUAUAGAAGACAAGAAGAAGCUCUCUAGCCAAGAAUUAAAGAAUGAUAUGACAGAAGAGUUGGUACAAGAACUAGAAAAGAUAUCAAUUGUUAUACCUGUGUUAAUGAGUAUUGAAAUUGUAGAAAAUACACAAAAGCUUAAGAGAUAUCCUCUAGAUAAAAGAAGAAAUUCUAGAAAGCACACUCUAGGCUUAAACAAACUUGAAAAGUAA
This is a messenger RNA of Dentiscutata heterogama, 246 nucleotides long. NCBI's taxonomy places the organism in Eukaryota, Fungi, Glomeromycota, Glomeromycetes, Diversisporales, Gigasporaceae. The record is from the annotation of a GenBank genome assembly.